ACUCAGCCUCCCAGGUGCUCAGCACUUCCAGCACUGCUGGGGGCUUGGCUUCUGAAAGCCCUGGGAACGAAUGCUCAAGGCUCCACAGUCUUUCCAACCCUCUCCUGCUGCCAUGAAGAUUGCAGUGAUUGGACAGAGCCUGUUUGGCCAGGAAGUUUACUGUCACCUGAGGAAAGAGGGCCACGUGGUCGUGGGUGUGUUCACUGUCCCAGACAAGGAUGGGAAAGCCGACCCCCUGGGCCUGCAGGCCGAGAAGGACGGAGUGCCAGUGUUCAAGUUCCCCCGGUGGCGGGCCCAGGGCCGAGCUCUGCCUGAUGUGGUGGCAAAAUACCAGGCUUUGGGGGCCGAGCUCAACGUCCUGCCCUUCUGCAGCCAGUUCAUCCCCAUGGAGGUCAUCAACGCCCCCCAACACGGCUCCAUCAUCUAUCACCCGUCACUGCUGCCCAGGCACCGCGGGGCCUCGGCCAUCAACUGGACCCUCAUUCAUGGAGAUAAGAAAGGGGGGUUUACCGUCUUCUGGGCAGAUGACGGUCUGGACACUGGGGACAUUCUGCUGCAGAAGGAGUGUGAGGUGCUUUCAGAUGACACCGUGAGCACUUUGUACAACCGCUUCCUCUUCCCCGAAGGAGUCAAAGGGAUGGUGCAGGCUGUGAGGCUGAUCACUGAAGGCAAAGCCCCCAGACUUCCUCAGCCGGAGGAAGGAGCCACCUAUGAGGGGAUUCAGAAGAAGGAGACAGCCAAGAUCAACUGGGACCAGCCAGCAGAGGCCAUUCACAACUGGAUCCGUGGGAAUGACAAGGUGCCAGGGGCCUGGACAGAGGCCUGUGGACAGAAGCUGACGUUUUUUAAUUCAACGCUGAACACUUCAGGCCUGGUGCCUGCAGGAGAAGUUUUGCCUAUCCCAGGAUCCCAUCGGCCAGGGUUGGUCACCAAAGCAGGACUCCUCCUCUUUGGGAAUGAUGACAGAAUGCUGCUUGUGAAAAACAUCCAACUGGAGGAUGGCAAGAUGGUCCUGGCCUCGAACUUCUUCAGGGGAGAAGCCAGCAGUGCCCUCGAGCUGACAGAAGAGGAACUGGUCACUGCGGAGGCCGUGCGGAGCGUUUGGCAACGCAUCCUCCCCAACAUCCUGGAGGUUGAAGACUCCACCGAUUUCUUCAAGUCAGGGGCUGCAUCUGUGGACGUUGUGAGGCUGGUAGAGGAAGUCAAGGAGCUGUGUGAUGGCCUGGAGUUAGAAAAUGAAGACGUUUACCUGGCAACCACCUUCAGGGACUUCAUCCAGCUGUUAGUGAGAAAACUGAGAGGAGACGAAGAUGAGAGCGAGUGUACCAUUGACUGUGUAGAAAAAGCAGCCAACAAGCGGACUCUUCGAAUGCCCCAUCAGCUCUUUAUUGGGGGGACGUUUGUGGAUGCUGAGGGUGCCAAGACCUAUGACACCAUCAACCCGACUGACGGAAGUGUUAUCUGCCAGGUGUCCCUGGCCCAAGUCAGUGAUGUUGACAAGGCAGUGGCAGCAGCGAAGGACGCCUUUGAGAAUGGUCGGUGGGGGAAGAUCAGUGCACGGGACCGGGGCCAGCUCCUGUACAGGUUGGCUGAUCUCAUGGAGCAGCACCAGGAGGAGUUGGCCACCAUCGAGGCCCUGGAUGCGGGCGCUGUCUACACGCUGGCCCUGAAGACCCACGUGGGCAUGUCCAUCCAGACCUUCCGCUACUUUGCUGGCUGGUGUGACAAGAUCCAGGGCUCCACCAUCCCCAUCAACCAGGCCAGACCCAACCGCAACCUGACCUUGACCAGGAAGGAGCCUGUUGGGGUCUGUGGCAUUGUCAUCCCUUGGAAUUAUCCACUAAUGAUGCUAUCCUGGAAGACUGCUGCCUGCCUGGCUGCUGGGAACACAGUGGUGAUCAAACCUGCCCAGGUGACCCCACUCACAGCCUUGAAGUUUGCAGAGCUGACACUGAAGGCUGGCAUUCCCAAAGGCGUGGUCAACAUCCUCCCGGGAUCUGGCUCACUGGUUGGCCAGAGGCUCUCAGACCAUCCAGAUGUGAGGAAAAUCGGGUUCACAGGCUCCACAGAGGUGGGAAAACACAUCAUGAAAAGCUGUGCCCUGAGUAACGUGAAGAAGGUGUCCUUGGAGCUGGGCGGGAAGUCACCACUCAUCGUCUUUGCUGACUGUGACCUCAACAAGGCUGUGCAGAUGGGGAUGAGCUCUGUUUUCUUCAACAAAGGGGAGAACUGCAUUGCAGCAGGCCGGCUCUUUGUGGAGCACUCCAUUCAUGAUGAGUUUGUGCAGAAAGUGGUAGAAGAGGUGAGGAAGAUGAAGAUUGGCAACCCUUUAGACAGGGACACCAACCACGGGCCGCAGAACCACGAAGCCCACCUGAAGAAGCUGAUGGAGUAUUGCCAACAAGGCGUGAAGGAAGGGGCCACACUGGUCUGUGGUGGGAAGCAAGUCCCCCGGCCAGGUUUCUUCUUUGAGCCAACAGUUUUCAUGGACGUGGAGGACCACAUGUUCAUCGCCAAGGAAGAGUCCUUCGGGCCCAUCAUGAUUAUCUCUCGGUUUGCUGAUGGAGACGUGGAUGCCGUGCUGUCUCGGGCUAAUGCCACAGAAUUUGGCCUGGCUUCUGGUGUCUUCACCAGGGACAUCAACAAGGCCCUGUACGUCAGCGACAAGCUCCAGGCAGGCACUGUGUUCAUCAAUACAUACAACAAGACCGAUGUAGCUGCUCCCUUUGGAGGAUUCAAGCAGUCCGGAUUUGGCAAAGAUCUGGGAGAGGCAGCUCUAAACGAGUACCUACGAGUCAAGACGGUGACUUUCGAGUACUGAAGAAAGACCUCCAUGAGAAGAAAGACCCAUCUCGGCCGUGCCGCCUUUUCUGCACACCUCUGACCUGCCUCCCUCAGACAGACCCAGGGCUGGUCCCUGGUGGUCAGGUCACCCUUCCCUCCCCAGUCCAGAGUGCAAAGUGCCUCCCGCCAACAGAAUCCCUCUUGCCUGCACUCCCAUCUACAUCCAGGACUCCUUCUGUCCGACUGGAAGCAGCCCUUGACUGAGUGAGGCAUGGCCCCCAAGGAGAAUAAAGGUCCUGAGCAGAGGCUG
This is a messenger RNA of Carlito syrichta (Philippine tarsier), 3094 nucleotides long. It is a transcript of the gene ALDH1L1, whose product is annotated as aldehyde dehydrogenase 1 family member L1. The record is from RefSeq and is a predicted model, not a curated record. The transcript is spliced from 23 exons. Gene Ontology annotation, biological process: biosynthetic process; one-carbon metabolic process; 10-formyltetrahydrofolate catabolic process. Gene Ontology annotation, cellular component: cytoplasm. The coding region runs from base 71 to 2821 and encodes 916 amino acids. Gene Ontology annotation, molecular function: aldehyde dehydrogenase (NAD+) activity; formyltetrahydrofolate dehydrogenase activity. Lineage: Eukaryota; Metazoa; Chordata; Mammalia; Primates; Tarsiidae.